AUACUUUGUUUUGAUUUCUUCACUCAUGUUACUUUCUCGAGCCAAAGAUUUAUUGAAAACAUUCUCUCUACGCACUAUCCUCACCAAACCCCAUUUGCGGGAAUAGGGAAUGCAUAGAUAACGGUCAUCUAUUUGCUUUGGAUCCAUAAAUAAUAGUGGGGGUUGGGCCAAGUAGAGUCAUAAAGUAGGGACUUCCUCAGCUGUCUCUGCUUCUUCAACCAAUCACGUCCAGCUCAGAGCCUAUCAACAUCUCUCUCAACAUGGAUCUCUCUGUUCUCUUCUUCCUUCUCCUCGCCGCCGUUGCCACUACCGUCAACGCUACCGACCACAUCGUCGGAGCUAACAAAGGAUGGAACCCAGGCAUCAACUAUACCCUUUGGGCCAACAACCAAACCUUCUAUGCUGGUGACUACAUCUCGUUUAGGUACCAGAAGUCGCAGUACAAUGUGUUUUUAGUGAAUCAGACUGGAUAUGAUAACUGUACAAUAGAAGGUGCAUUAGGGAAUUGGACCAGCGGAAAAGACUUCAUUAUGCUGAACGAUACCCAGAGGUAUUACUUCAUUUGUGGAACCGGCGGUUGCCUUAACGGCAUGAAAGUUUCGGUGGUCGUUCAUCCUCUUGCGUCUCCUCCGAUGUCCGCCGUACCCGCUGAGCAUUCCUCUAAAAAGUCUUCUGCCCCGGCGGCGCGUGGUUUUGUGUCACUACUGGCUACGAGCUUCGCUUUUUUUGGAUUGACAUUAUGCGGUUCAGUUUGGAUCUAGCAAGUUUUAAGCCUUUUUGUCUGAAACUACCACAACCAUAAAGUAUCAAGUGUGUAUCUGCCAUUUUCAUU
Solanum stenotomum is the source of this 832-nucleotide messenger RNA. Its product is annotated as lamin-like protein. The transcript has 2 exons. Gene Ontology annotation, cellular component: plasma membrane. Gene Ontology annotation, molecular function: electron transfer activity. Lineage: Eukaryota; Viridiplantae; Streptophyta; Magnoliopsida; Solanales; Solanaceae. Bases 261 to 761 code for a protein of 166 amino acids. The record is from RefSeq and is a predicted model, not a curated record.